This is a messenger RNA of Plasmodium reichenowi, 858 nucleotides long. Its product is annotated as exported protein (PHISTa). NCBI's taxonomy places the organism in Eukaryota, Apicomplexa, Aconoidasida, Haemosporida, Plasmodiidae. The transcript is spliced from 2 exons. The record is from RefSeq and is a predicted model, not a curated record. The coding region runs from base 1 to 858 and encodes 285 amino acids.
AUGAAAAAUAUAAUUAAUAAAAAAUUUGAUAGUAUAUCUGAAUAUAUUUAUAUGAAUAAAAAUGGGAUGUUAUUUUAUAGAUCAUAUUUAUUUUUUUUGACUUGGUAUUUUAUUGGAAUUUUUUAUAUAUCUCUAAAAUAUACAUAUCAGAAUAAAGCUGAAGAGAAAAUACAAUAUGAUUGUAUAUAUUCAAGAAAUUUAUGUGAGAUAAAAAAAGGAGUUUUCGAGUCAUUUCGAAAUAAAAUUUGUAAAUAUAAAUUAUGGAAUAAAAAGGAUGAUUUAAAUAAAAAAAAAAAAAAUUAUAAAGAGAAUAAUGAAGAUUCUAAGGAAAAAAAUAUAAGUAAGAAUAAAGAUUCUUGUAAUAAUGUAACUGACACUAAUAGUAUGAAAAAAGAAGAUUCUAUAAAAGUUUAUAAUAAUAAUUUUACAUCAAAACAGUUAACAAAAGAAGAAUUAUAUGAUUUAUUGUAUACUUUAGUAGAAGUUCCAGAAAGAGAAAUUCUUCUUCUUUUGUGGAACCAGACACUUGGAUUAUAUAAUGAACAAUUAGAAGAUUUAUUAAAAGAAAUAUAUAAUUGUUUACCAAAUCGUAUUUAUAGAAACCAAAAGAAUAGCAAAGGUAGAACCUUUUGUAAACUUAUAAGCCGUAAAAAGAUAUUUGAUGAAUUUGUUAUUAAUUGUAGAGAGGAAUUAGCAAUAAAAAAAGUAGAAUUAACAAAAGGUUAUUAUGAUUUACUUAAUAAAAAAAAGAAAAUGGAUGAUAUAAGAAAUUUUAUUUUUUCAUGUAUAGAACAAUAUGAGAAACUUAUUAAUGAUUUUUGUAAUAAAUAUAAAAAGGACGCUCUUUCAUUAAAAUAA